Messenger RNA from Frankliniella occidentalis (western flower thrips), 1745 nucleotides. RefSeq lists its product as uncharacterized. The record is from RefSeq and is a predicted model, not a curated record. Gene Ontology annotation, molecular function: protein binding. Bases 232 to 1614 code for a protein of 460 amino acids. The transcript is spliced from 2 exons. NCBI's taxonomy places the organism in Eukaryota, Metazoa, Arthropoda, Insecta, Thysanoptera, Thripidae.
ACGAGAGAGAGAGAGAGAGAGAGACAACGGCUCGUGCGCAGCGCACGGCGCGACUAGGCGACGGCGACAGGCAGCCAGAAAGCAAAGCAGUUGGCAGGCUGCUCCUUACGCUACGCUUCACACCGUGUCGCAUCACAUCGCAUCGCCCGCUGACCUCUAGACGCAGUUUGACCUCCCUCGGAAAGUCCGACCCGGCGCUUCUAACUUAGUUCCCCAGCGCAACACAGGACCAUGGAGCGGCUGCCGGACGACGUGCUGCUGCUGACGAUGGAGUACCUCGGCCCGGAGGACCUGCUGACGUGCCGGCUCGUGUGCAAGAGGCUCGGGAGGCUAGCCCUUCAUCCUGGCGUGUGGAGCCUCCAGAGCUGGAACGCCAACUCCGUCGACGGCGACCGCAGGGCGUGCCGCGUGCUGCGCCUGGCGCCGCGGCUGGGCAAGCUCGUCGCCCGGGUGGGUCCUCACCUGUCACUUGCCAUGGCCCGCUGCGCCGUCAAGGAGCUCGAGCUGGUCGCCAACGAGUCCACCUCCGUGCAGGCCACCCUCCUGUUCCGCAACCAGGAGAAACUCGGCCGGCUGCGGCGGGUCGAGCUCUACUUCUACGGGGAGGCUCUGGGCGGCGCCCCCGUGCUGUUCGCGGCGCUGGUGUCGUCGCCGGUCCUCGAAAAGCUUGAGAUCCGCAAUGUCCCGUUCAACUUUGACGCGAAGGCCAUGCACUGCACAGUGCGCCAGCCGGCCCUCAAGCACUUCAAAUGCAGCGCGAAGGCGGGGUCUGUGCCCUUCGUCAACUUCGUGCUGACCGUCCACGCCACCACCCUGCAGGUGGUGGACCUCGGCCACGAGGCCUGCUGCCCGACCGCGACCUCGACGGUGGCCCUGCUCGCCGGCCUGCCCCACCUCCGCGAGCUGUCCUGCCCCCUGCUCCCGGACAUGGGGGCCCUGGCGGCGUCCGAGACCCUGGGGCUGUUGACUCUCCACGUGGCGGCCGCGAUGCGACCCGCCGCCCCCGCGGCCGCCAAGUACCUGCGACGCGCCCGCCACCUCCAGAACGUCACCCUGAGAUACAGGUCUGCGACUCGCUUCCCCGUCGAUGUGGGCGUCGACCUGGUCGAAGCGCUGGCGUGGUCGUGCCUCAACCGCGUGGAGACCCUGUGCAUCGAGCACGAGUACGACCCGGACGCCAAUCGGGCUGACGGCGAAGACGCCCGCCUGCCCGACCCGGGGCCGCUGAUCAGGUCGCUGCCGUCACUGACGGCCCUGCGCACGCUGCGCCUCGACGUGUUCGAGACCCCCGGGGCGCUGCUGCUGGCCGUCACGCCGGACGCGGCCCCGGCCCUGCGGGCCCUGUACCUGAACCCGUCGCCGCGGCGGAUGGCGGGGCUGCCGCCGUGCGCGCACGCCUGGCGGCACGAGGACGCGGUCCGGGCGUUCCUCUCGGCCAACCGCUCCGUCGGGCUCCACGUCGCCGCCACGCCCUACUGCUUCAAGGACGAGCGCUGCCCCGCGUGCGCCCUGGGCUGGCUAGCCUGCCACGGCGACCUGUGGCCCUCCUGGGAUUGGGAGCUCACGUCGGCGUCCAGCACCCUCAGCCACCGGAGAUGGGUGCAUGUCCGCUGAGAUGCUGCCCGUUCAUUUUGCAAGCUUCGCAUUGUGUAUUGAAGAGUGGUAAAUUUGUAUUCUUGUAAUUUUAAACUUUGUUUUAGAUGUUUUGUUGCAAAAGAACAGUAAUAAAAACUGCGUAAAAAUAA